This is a messenger RNA of Brachypodium distachyon (stiff brome), 838 nucleotides long. RefSeq names its product pectinesterase inhibitor 10-like. NCBI's taxonomy places the organism in Eukaryota, Viridiplantae, Streptophyta, Magnoliopsida, Poales, Poaceae. The coding region runs from base 203 to 817 and encodes 204 amino acids. The record is from RefSeq and is a predicted model, not a curated record. The transcript has 3 exons.
ACUAAUAUUACAAAAUCUCUAUUUUGGUUUGAGGUUUUUGUUGGCCCAAAAGCCCACCAAGCCAAACCCUAGGUUUUCCCAAACCUAUAAAGCUACUAUUUUCCCUCUUUUCCUUUUUCUUCCUCCCUAUUUUUUUUCUGGCCGCCGCCGCUAGUCUUCUUCCCCUUCUCUUCUUCUUCCUCACCCCGUCUCGAUCUCCCCCAUGGCCGGCUCUUUCCUCGAGCUGCUCUCGCGCGCGCCCUCCUCUCCCCGGCCUCGCGCGCCUUCCUUCCUCCUCUGCGCCGGUGCCGCCCUCCACCGCGCGUGCCCGCGCCUCUACCUCCGCCGCAAUCUCGCCGGUCCGAGCUCCUCCGGCCUCCUCUGUCUCCACUUCCUGCCCGUGCUCGCUCCGGUGCCGCCGCCGUCGACCUGGCCGCGCCGCCUAGCUCCUGGCCGUGCCGCCCCCUGCCGUGCGCCGCCCCUCGCCGAUCCGCCCGAGCUGCCCCUCGCCCUCGCUCCCCGCGCCUCCCCUUUCCCCGAGCUGCUCUCUCUCCCUAGCCACCCUCCUCCCUGCUCUUCGUGCUGCUGUUCCACGCUGCCAGCGCCUACCGGAGCUGCCCCCGAGCGCCUCCCUCGCGAGACCCGCGAGCUCUUCCGCCGGGCUACGUCGACCUCACCUUCUCCUUGCUCCAGCUCCACUGUCUUGCGGUCUAGCAAGCCCAAGCUAGUCUUCGGUUCCUACAACGACGACUACGCUUGUGUUCUUCUUCCAGGAUUCUUGCUCAAUUCCGGGCAAUUGAGUACUCCAGAGGUUCCAGCAGAGCAGGUGAGCCGUUAGCUUCUUCGUGGAGCACGACGU